GUAGUAAGGAGAUUACAUGAGCAGGUUUGUUAGUGUGUCACCACAGUAGUAAGAAGAUUACAUGAGGAGGAGGUUUGUUACAUUGUGUCGCUGGUUCUGUGAUUCAGGCUCCUCCUCUUCCCCUCCAGCUGACCCAGUUGUCUCCUCUUCUCCUGAAUGACCCCUAAGGAUGGAGAAGGACAGGAAUGAGAUGACUAAGAGAAUAUUACACUUCACCUUGGAGAUCCUCCACCUGCUGACCGGAGAGGAUUACACCAUAGUGAAGAAGACAUGGGGGGAGUGUGUGGCCCCCAGCAGCCAUCUCCAUGAGUCAGGAGGAGGGAGCAGGGCCCGGGGCACCAUCACAGAGCCUCCACUUCACUCACUGAUACAUGAGGAGAAGAUCCUAGAACUCACCCACAGGAUCACAGAGCUGCUGACUGGAGAGGUUCCUAUAAGGUGUCAGGAUGUGGCGGUCUAUUUCUCCAUGGAGGAGUGGGAGUAUGUAGAAGGACACAAGGAUCUGUACCAGGACAUAGUCAUGAUGGAGGAUCACCGGCCCCUCACAUCACAAGGACAUCCCAGUAAGAAUUCUGAGGGAAACUUCAUGGAUGGAGAGAUCAUGGAGCGCUCCUCAGGAGAAGAUGGAGAGAUCAUGGAGCGCUCCUCAGGAGAAGAUGGAGAGAUCAUGGAGCGCUCCUCAGGAGAAGAUGGAGAGAUCAUGGAGCGCUCCUCAGGACAAGAUGGAGAGAUCAUGGAGCGCUCCUCAGGACAAGAUGGAGAGAUCAUGGAGCGCUCCUCAGGAGAAGAUGGAGAGAUCAUGGAGCGCUGCUCAGGAGAAGAUGGAGGGAUCAUGGAGCGCUCCUCAGGAGAAGAUGGAGAGAUCAUGGAGCGCUCCUCAGGAGAAGACCUCCUUACCCCUAAUGUCCAUCCAGAUCUAUCAUAUAAUAAUCCCCCUGAUCAUGGGGAAACUUCCCCUCACCAACCCCACAUUGUUACCACAAGGACAGAUCAGAGAGGGGGCAAAAAGUUUAAAUGUGAUGAAUGUGGAAAACAGUUUACAGCAAGCUCAAAACUUCUUAUACACAGAAGAACUCACACAGGAGAGAAGCCAUAUUCCUGCUCAGAAUGUGGGAAAUGUUUUAUACAAAAAUCACACCUUGUUCAACAUGAGAAAAUUCACACAGGAGAAAAGCCAUAUUCAUGUUCAGAAUGUGAGAAACGUUUUAUACUAAAAUCAGAUCUUGUUAGACAUGAGAGAACUCACACAAAAGAGAAGCCAUAUUCAUGUUCCGAAUGUGAGAAAUGUUUUAGACAGAAACAAAAUCUUGUCAAACAUGAAAGAAGUCACAUAGGGGGCGCGCAGUUUAAAUGUGAUGAAUGUGGAAAAGAGUUUACAGCAAGGGCAAGUCUUCUGACACACAGACAAAUUCACACAGGAGAAAAGCCGUAUUCAUGUUCAGAAUGUGGGAACUGCUGUAUACAAAAAUCAGAGCUUGUGAUACAUUUGAGAACUCACACAUGAGAGAAGCCAU
This is a messenger RNA of Hyla sarda, 1514 nucleotides long. RefSeq names its product oocyte zinc finger protein XlCOF7.1-like. The transcript is spliced from 4 exons. Bases 170 to 1504 code for a protein of 444 amino acids. Gene Ontology annotation, biological process: negative regulation of transcription by RNA polymerase II. Lineage: Eukaryota; Metazoa; Chordata; Amphibia; Anura; Hylidae. The record is from RefSeq and is a predicted model, not a curated record. Gene Ontology annotation, molecular function: DNA-binding transcription repressor activity, RNA polymerase II-specific.